CUCCUGCUUUUGAACACUUGUGUAUUAAAACAGUAUUUCAAGACAAGACAGAAGCGUCGUACAACUUAAUCAAAACAUAGUUGAUGAUAACACGGCUGUCGUCCAGGGAAACGCUAUUACAACUGUAAGCAAGUUGGAUAUGACGCGGUCCAGCAGCGCGUAAAGCGUGCGUAAUUGAUCCCAAACUUUUCGUAGUCGUUCCUGUAAAACGCCAAAAAGAUCGUAAGCAUUUACGAUGAACUCCACUGGCAUUUUUUGCGAUUCUGAACUCACGAACUCAUCAAACUCCUCGUGCGUAAACCGAACCGUGCCGUCAUACAGCGUGAUUGACAUCGCGUCUUUCAUGCACAUCUUCCCAACCGUUUACGGCAUCCUGUGUUCAGUGGGAGCGCUGGCCAACGGGUUGGUUAUCUAUGCUGUGGCAUCAUGUAAGAAGAAGAUGGUCUCCGACAUUUACGUGCUCAACUUGGCCAUCGCUGAUCUGCUUUUCUUGUUGGUGAUGCCCUUUAACAUCCAUCAGCUGGUCAGGGACAGACAGUGGGUCUUUGGGCACUUCAUGUGCAAAGCUGUGGUUGUGGUGGACGUCAGUAACCAGUUUACCACAGUGGGGAUAGUAACUGUCCUCUGCAUUGACAGGUACGUUGCCAUUGUACAUCCCACAUCAGAGAAGAGGACCAUUCAAUGGACCAUCAUCAUCAACAUUAUGGUGUGGGUGGGCAGUUUUCUUUUAAGCAUUCCUGUCAUGAUUUACGCCACAGUGGUCUCCACACAGCACAUGCACAUGUGUAUGAUUAACUUGGAUGGGCCAAGCGAUAUGUAUUGGUACACACUGUAUCAGUCCACGCUAGGUUUCAUCGUCCCUCUCAUUAUCAUCAGCACAUUUUACACUCUGACGUUGUACCACGUCUUUCGCUCCAUCCGACGUGUCAAACGCAAGCAGUCCGUGUGGGCCAAACGUGCCACUAAGACGGUCGUGAUGGUCAUCGCUCUGUUCCUAGUCUGCUGGUCUCCUUACCACGUCAUUCAGGUCAUCAAUCUCAGCAUCCAGCAGCCCACCAGCGCCUUCGUCUAUGCGUAUAACAUAAGCAUCUGUUUGAGUUACUCGCACAGCUGCAUCAAUCCUCUCAUGCUGCUCGUCUUCGCCCAGAACUACCGUGACCGACUCUGCCGUCGCAAAGAGCUGAUCACCGCCUCCAAGACCACCGCCGGAUCGAGCGUCAGCCCGGACACAAGUCAUCGGUGUACCGCUAUCUAACACGCGCUCCAGCCCGACUGAGGAGAAGGAAACAUUGCACUACUCGAAAGUUUCUCAAAGAUGAAAAACUGGAAAAAGAAACCACAGAGCUUUCCGGAGGAAUGAAAGUGUAGUGGUAAAGAUCACUGGACAACUGACUUGUUGCUUUAUUUGAUGUAAACUAGUGAUCUGUUGAUAAAAAACAACAAAAAGUUUUGUUUUUGUUGUUGUGAAAUGUUCAAGACCAGAUGAGAGAAUCUUCUGACUUAUCUUACGUGCUUAUUGUCAUACAAGAUGUCUUAUUCAUAUGAAAGGACUUCAUUAUAGUGUCUGUGGCAUAAACCUGAUCUCACAUCUUAUUAUUAAGGGAAAUGCAGUCACAGUUUGAUUUUCUGUUGAGUUAUUUUGAACCUAAGUUUGUGUUUACAUGAAAAAUCAUCUUUUGGCAUAAACAAUAAACAUUAAAUGUGAGGAGGCGCGCACAUCCAAACACUAGCAGGUGCCAAUAUAGAACAAUAAACCUAACAUUUCACUUAAGUAUAAAAUAAAACACAAAUUAUGUUAAAAGUAGGGCUGGGCUGAUAUCACCUUCUCAUGUCUAAUACCGAUGUCGAUACCACAACCUUGAGUAUCUGUCGAUACCGAUCCAAUAUCAUCUCUAUUGCCCUUUUAAUCAAUUAAGCUGCAAAUAACACAUUUAUUAGCCGUACAAAAAUCUUAAACAGAGCUACAGAACUCAAUUUUUUUACUGUGCAACAAAUGACUUUGCAAAUUCGAGAAUCAAUGAAACAUUGUGCAAUAUUGCUGCUUCAUUUUUAUUUAAAUGUUUCAAACAGACUAGCAACAUUUUUAGUUAGUCAGCAUAACAACUUUGGACAAUUUAAAGUGCAACUUUGUGCAAAUUCAUGUUGCUCAGCAAGUCGCCCUUUACCCCAAGUUGCCAUGACAAGGUCUGUGUUGGUAUUGGAUCGGAUUGUACUGCCCAGCCUAUUCGAUCCGGCCAUUUCGCCAAUAUCGGGCUAAUAUAGAUACAAAUAUCGUAUCGGCCCACCCCUAGUUAAAAGUAACACGAAAUGUGUUGUUCCAAUAAUAGCAAAGAGCUGUGUGUAUUUUGGUACAACGCAUUUACUGAUUGUGUUGUUUUUAACAUCCAUUUUAGGAGUGUAGCUAAGAGGCGUCUUAAAGGGACAGUUCACAUAAAAAAUGAAAAUUCUGUCAUCAUUUACUAACCUCAUGUUAGUAAAAAAAGAACUAAUUAAUGCAGGUUUAGAUCAACAUGAGGAGGAGAAAAUGAUGACAGAAUUUUCAUUUUUGUGUGAACUAUGUAAGGUGUAGAUUUUGGCAAAGCUCAGCACCUCCGCAAACUUCCAAGAUGACUUUAAAUGAUUUAAAAUCAUAUCUAUCUAUACAUUUAUAUUCAGACUCAAUGCAGUUUAAGUUCAACUGCAAUAAAACUGUUUUUCCGCAUGUACUGUAAGGUAAACAUCUGUCGUGCAAACAAACAAACAAACGAAUGUCAUUCCUUUCAACAGCUUUUGUUCUCUGAUUAAACUAAAAACAGUUUGUAAGAAAUAUAAAACGUUACUGUCUUUACUAUCAAGCGUGUAUUGUAUUUGGCUUUAAUCUUUGCUUUAAACAUUUGAAAGCGUUUUAUUAUAGAAAUGCUAAAGACAUCCAGUGUGAAAAUCCCCAAGCCGCUGUUUUUCUUCUUCAUGUAAGAAGCCCCUACGGCCAACACAACAACAACAACAGAUGUGUUCUCUGUUAACGUGUGACACUUCAACUAUGUGUGACUAGUCACAUUUCAGUCUUGCCACCCUCAAUUAACACAUUAUGAAGCCUGACAAAUAACCUAAGGACUGGAUAUAAAGGUUUAGUUCUUUAGUAGAAAUGAAUUAUGGGAAGUAUUUUGUUUUGACAAAUCUGUUUUUGUUACGUAAAAGCUGAAAUUAAAAACCAAGCUGCUUCUUGUGUGAAAUCAUCUUUUGAAACAUCUCAUUGUUCCAUCCAUUCAGGGAUGUGUAUAAUAUCUUUUAUUAUGAAUGAUUUCAUAUGCAGCCCAUGUAUCUGUGUGGAUCAUCGUGAAGGUGUUCAUGUAUGUACAUCUGAAUAAACUUUAGAAACACAAACACGCUUUGA
Misgurnus anguillicaudatus (oriental weatherfish) is the source of this 3373-nucleotide messenger RNA. It is a transcript of the gene mchr2b, whose product is annotated as melanin concentrating hormone receptor 2b. Lineage: Eukaryota; Metazoa; Chordata; Actinopteri; Cypriniformes; Cobitidae. Gene Ontology annotation, cellular component: neuron projection; plasma membrane. Gene Ontology annotation, molecular function: G protein-coupled receptor activity; neuropeptide binding. The record is from RefSeq and is a predicted model, not a curated record. Gene Ontology annotation, biological process: neuropeptide signaling pathway.